GGAGGGUCACGUGGUGCAGGGAGGCAAGAUGGCGGCGCAAAGCGGCGCGGCGACGGGCGGCUCCUCGCCCGGCACGGACCGCAUUGGCGAGGAGGCCUUCAAGGUCUUCCUCACUGAGGUGAAGCAAAUUGAAAAGAGGGACUCCGUUCUCACACCAAAACAACAAAUUGAAAGGCUUACAAGACCUGGAUCCACGUAUAUCAACCUAAACCCAUUUGAAGUAUUGCAGGUAGAUCCCGAAGCAACAGAUGAAGAGCUGAAAAAGAGGUUCAGACAGCUCUCAAUCCUGGUCCAUCCAGACAAAAAUCAAGAUGACCCAGAACGAGCACAGAAGGCUUUUGAAGCUGUGGACAAAGCUCAUAAGAUGCUAAUGGAGCCAGAUCAGAAGAAACGUGCCAUUGAUGUGAUACAGGCAGCGAGGGAAACGAUAGAACACAAUAUGAAAGAGAAAAGGAAGACAUUAAAGAAAGAAGGCAAGCAAGCUAUUGUGGAAGAAGAUGAUGCUGAAAUGUUCAAGCAAUCAGUGCACAAACAAACAAUGAAGUUGUUUGCUGAGCUGGAAAUUAAAAGGAAGGAACGUGAAGCCAAAGACAUGCAUGAGAGGAAACGACAAAGAGAAGAAGAAAUCGAACAGGAAGAGAAAGUCAAACGUGAUAAAGAGUGGCAGAAAAAUUUCGAGGAGAGCAGAGAUGGUCGCGUGGACAGCUGGAGGAACUUCCAGGCCAAUAAAAAGACCAAGAAAGAAAAGAAACGGAGUUUUCUCAAGCCCCCCAAAGUCAAAAUGGAACAGCGAUAAGGGUAGCCUGUCUUUUACAUAAAAUAGGAAAUCACAAACACAGCAACGUUUAUUCCAGAACAUGUUCUUCGCUUAGGAGUGGUGUUUGCAAUUUAGUGGCAGAAAUGUUUGUUUUCCUAUCCAUUCUACUGACUCAUAAAUGUUGUAGCUACAAGUACUUCUGACGUUGAUCCCUGGUAAUCUGCACAGCAGGGCACCACUGCCCCUUGUUUCUGAAACAACAUGAUAUAAAUGUACAGUAUAAAAGAGGUUGAUAAUGGCCGCCUAUCUUUUUCAAAACCUUUAAUUUUUAAGCCCUGUAAUUUAACGUUUUGUACCCUUUUUGUACUGUGAUGAACAAUUUGUCUAUCUUUAGUCAUCAAAAGUCAUUAAAAGUGUUUGGAAAUAACAA
This is a messenger RNA of Amblyraja radiata (thorny skate), 1187 nucleotides long. RefSeq names its product DnaJ (Hsp40) homolog, subfamily C, member 8 (gene dnajc8). The transcript has 9 exons. Bases 29 to 796 code for a protein of 255 amino acids. Gene Ontology annotation, cellular component: nucleus. NCBI's taxonomy places the organism in Eukaryota, Metazoa, Chordata, Chondrichthyes, Rajiformes, Rajidae. The record is from RefSeq and is a predicted model, not a curated record.